UUGUCCUGGCAGGACGAGCUGAUGUGCAUAGAAUGCAGGCAUCUUAAGAACCAGGAUCAAUCGAAUCAAGCCAGGGACAGCUACCGAAUCUGCGCAAAUCCUUUGAUGCCAGAGAUUUGUCCUUUCCUUGCUCUCGGAAUCUACUUCCUUUCUUACACGCCUGACGAGCAAAAGCUCUUUCCUGGCUCCCAUCAGUAUCACAGGUUUCUCGCAGGCCUGCAGAGAGUUUUAACCCCCGAUGAAAGCUCG
Messenger RNA from Guillardia theta CCMP2712, 249 nucleotides. RefSeq lists its product as hypothetical. The record is from RefSeq and is a predicted model, not a curated record. The annotation marks the transcript as partial. NCBI's taxonomy places the organism in Eukaryota, Cryptophyceae, Pyrenomonadales, Geminigeraceae. The transcript has a single exon.